CGCCAAUUCAUUUCUGACCUUCCACAAAGCAACCGGCAGUGGAAGGAAAAAUUCGUUUUCAUAAAAUUUCCUAUGGUUUCUCCUUUGGCCAGCAUACCAUGGAAUGACCAUAUUCUGAAGCCGCAAUUUACCGAGCCGGCCACCGCCCUAGACUUGGAAGAGAGUUUAGAGAAGCUUCUCCGAGGGGACCCGUUCACCGGGCAAAUGUUUCAUUACGGGGCUUGGGUCUGGCGGAUCCAACCGGGUGGCCAGGGUACCCCUAUGGCUCAUGAAGCAGCGGGGCACGGGGUACCCGCCCCGGGCAACACUGCAGAGGCCGGGGGCCCCAGCCACCCAGACAUGAAUUUCAGGGCGUUCAACAUGCCGAAGACAACCGGUGGUUCUUCUUCCUCUGCCCCCAAAACUGUCCCGGUCCAGAAGGAGACAAUUGAAGUUCAUUCCGAGGAGGAAGCCCCUUUGACCGGGGGAUCUGCCCAGACUGGCAAGGCACCGGCGAAUCCCUCCCCCAACAAGGGAAAAGGGAAAAAGAGAGUGAAGCAUGCGGCCACCACCCAUCCAUCGGUCAAGAAGAGAAGGGGAGAAAACCACCCGGCGGAAGAGUCGCUGGAAGAGCUCUGGGUCAAAUUGACCCUUAAAUUGAAAGAGAUGGGCGAAGUUAGGCCCGAUACCCUGGAGCAACUCACCGAAGAUUCCUCCUCCCGGCUGGCUCAGCUGGAAGAGAAGUUGAAGCGAUCUGAGGCCCAUAACCGGGAGCUUAAGGAACUGACGGCCCGGCAGCUAGACGAGAUGGCCGGCCUUUCAGCGAUCGCCGGUGGGGCCAAGGCAGAGGCUCUCCAGCUGAAGGAGGAGAACCUGAAGCUGAUGGAGGAAUUGGAGUCAAAGGAGCGAGAGUUUCCCGGCCGUGCUCGCCGAUGGAUGGGGGAUAACCUAGAGGAGGUCGCCCGAGUAAUCACCUCUGACCAGGAGAAGACGGUGGAGGCUUUCAAGUUGAUCUACCGGGAGGAGCAGGGAAAGGAGAUGAUCACGCAGAUAGGCUCCUACGGCUUCAUGUCUGGGCAGAAAAGAGACCGGGAGGCUACACACGCAAUCUUGACUGAACGUGACCCGACCUUUUCUGCUGAAGCAUACGGUCUGGCCCCCAUCCCUGAUGAAGAACCUGAACCCCCUUUCCCUUUGCAGUGAAUUCUCCCCGGCUGCGCCCGGUCGUCUUUUGUAAACUUGAAAACUUGAAAUUUCCCUGGGAAUGCCCGGUGUAUUUGUAAACAAUUAACAUUCUUAUUUUGCUUGAAUGUCAUGUUUGUUUUUCGUACCGGUUAAUCUUCCAUAUCUGCUUACUCCUUGGUU
This is a messenger RNA of Cuscuta campestris, 1344 nucleotides long. The record is from the annotation of a GenBank genome assembly. Lineage: Eukaryota; Viridiplantae; Streptophyta; Magnoliopsida; Solanales; Convolvulaceae.